UUCCACAGAAUAGAAAACGUCAGAUUUGUAACAACACGAGGAUAAGGCCUAAAUUAGGGGAUCUAUCCCUUUAAAUAGCACAUUUUUGGGUGAGGUAAACAGAAAUCUUUUUCUUCUUCUUUUUUUUUUUAAUCGUUGUAUUAUAAUACCAUAUUUUGCAACAAAACUCUGUUCCGAAUAUAUAACUACACGUUGUCAUAUGAUCGGACGUAAGGCUAAUAACAUAUGAAACCCAAAACCGGAACCGGACGACGGUCGGUUCUGUUAACAGUUCCCGCCCGUGAACAACUUGAAUACCGAUUUACAAGACAAAAGACGCGAGUCCCAGUGAAAAAACACUGAUAAUUCCAUGUCUAUCAAUAGAUAUUCAUUAUGAGACUCAUUUAACGUUACCUGACAACAUUUUACCAAUUUUCUGUCAGUUGUUUAGAAUAGGAUGAUGCCAGAUUCGCGAAUAAUGAACACGCUUGACUCAGUCGGUCAAACUAGAAAAAGUUCUGAAAUCGUUCACGAUUCAGUUUGGUUUAUUCGAAAAGUCUUCUCACACAUUGAAUAAUAUCAAGCAGUUUUUCACAUCGAAAACUUUAUGAGACAGAAAGCAAAAAGAACGCUGGGUGAGGUUGAAGUUUAAUUUAUUUUAUGAAACAACUUGGAAAAGUCUUCUAUCCUUUUUCAGCGACAUCUUUAUUGCACAUGAAGUUUCGGAACGACUCUACAGCAGGUCCUGCAUAAAGUACUACCCACCCAAGUGACUCUCUGGCUGUGUCAUGGCGGCGAGGCCUGCCUUUUCGUUCUUAUUGGCUGUGUUGGCGUGCACUGGGCCGGCCCAGCCCUCCCCCCCACUGCUGCUCCGCCCCCGGGAGAGAGAGAGGGACUCUGGAGGGGCUUCGGGCGGAGUCAACAUCGCUGUGGUCCACUCCGGCUCCUCCCACCUCCCGGAAACGAGCGCCGGGGUGGGGGGUGUGGGCGGCGCCUCUUCGGCGGGCUCCGGCUCUGGUGCCGGGCCAAGCAGCAGCAGCAACUCGGGGACGGGUUUUCUGAGUCGGGCCUGGUCGGGACAGGUGGGUGAGAGCGUGAUGACACCAUGGGGACCCGCAAACGUGAUCUGGCUGGCCGUGAACGAGAGCAGUCCUGGGAGCCUCUUGCUACAGUUGUGCGAGUUACUGGCUACCACUCCGCUACAAGGCCUUGUGUUUGAGGAAGAGAAGCCACCACCACCCAACCGGGCACCGUUGGCACCAAUGCUUGAAUUUGUCUCGGCCCAGACAGGAGUGCCUGUGAUUGCUGUGGGAGGAGGUGCUGGCUUGGGGAGGGAGCCACAGGAGAGCGGCUCCGUCUACUUGCAGUUCUUGUGCUCCACUGGCCUGCAGCUGGAGGUUAUUUUCGAAGUUCUGGAGGAGUUUGAUUGGACGGCUUUCUCUGUGGUUACCACACGCCACCACGGCUAUGAGGACUUCCUGGCCAUGGUAGAAGGCAUGAUAGAUGGCUCCUUCAUCGGCUGGGAGAGAAAGAGUGUGGUGAUGCUCAACCUGACUGAUGACCCGGCAGGGGCUCGCACACGCAGGCUGCUGAAAGAGAAUGAAGCACAGGUGCGACUGCUAUAUUGCUCACAGGAAGAGGCGGAGCACAUUUUUAAGGCUGCAUGGGCAUCAGGGCAGGCUACUCCCUCACAUAUGUGGUUUGCGGUGGGCCCGGCUCUGUCUGGACUUGGUCUUGAGGGUCUACCCAAGGCUCUGUUUGCUGUGCGACCCCAGGGAUGGAGGGACGAGCCGCGACGGCGAAUUGCAAAGGGUGUGUCAGUAUUGACGCACGGUGCUAUGGCUUUACGUAGAGAGUACGGCGGGGCUCGAGGGACAAGCUUUGCUGGGAACUGCGUGAUGGAUGGAAAUCAAACACAGAGGGUACCAGAUAGAAUCAGGUGAGAAAAUCUACAUCCCUGUCUCAUCCAAAAAGUAGUUGGUACGUUAUUUUUCAUGUUUUAUUGUCUCUUAUGCUCUCCAAUCAUUUUAAUACUCUCCUCCCAUAAAUUUUGCGUUUUUAGUAAAUCCUAACAGUACUUUUUUAACGCCGAAAGACAGUUUGCGCUGACGCAAGUUGUUUGUAAAUCUGGUCCUUAAUUUCUUAAAAAUAAAAAAAAAUUGUACUGACACCCAAACUUUUGAAACCUCAUA
Cyprinus carpio (common carp) is the source of this 2171-nucleotide messenger RNA. It is a transcript of the gene grin2da, whose product is annotated as glutamate receptor ionotropic, NMDA 2D-like. The record is from RefSeq and is a predicted model, not a curated record. Gene Ontology annotation, molecular function: NMDA glutamate receptor activity; transmitter-gated monoatomic ion channel activity involved in regulation of postsynaptic membrane potential. Gene Ontology annotation, biological process: synaptic transmission, glutamatergic; excitatory postsynaptic potential; long-term synaptic potentiation. Lineage: Eukaryota; Metazoa; Chordata; Actinopteri; Cypriniformes; Cyprinidae. Gene Ontology annotation, cellular component: postsynaptic density membrane; postsynaptic membrane; plasma membrane. The transcript has 4 exons. Bases 768 to 1922 code for a protein of 384 amino acids.